Molecule: messenger RNA, 477 nt
Organism: Homarus americanus (American lobster)
Lineage: Eukaryota; Metazoa; Arthropoda; Malacostraca; Decapoda; Nephropidae
Product: basic salivary proline-rich protein 1-like
Exons: 2
Coding region: 1-477 (158 amino acids)
Source: RefSeq, a predicted model, not a curated record
AUGGGGCGCCACUGCCCACAGGACCCCGCCAAGAAAUGUGGCGCCCCUAUGGGACCUCCUAGUCGCAGAAGUCAGGGCUGUAAAGUGGGAGGGCCCCCGGGAGCGACUCCGGUCCUAGGAGGGUCCCUAGGAGCCCCACAGCCCCUGGAAGGUCCCCUGACGGCGCCGCUGCCCCUGGUGGGGCCCAUGGAAGUGCCGCCGCCCCGGGGAGAGCCCCGGGGUGACCACCGCACCUGGAACGGCUCUGGUGCCGCCACCGCCCUGGCAGAGCCACUGGGGGUGCCACCGCCCCUGGCAGGGCGACCCCAGCCGCUGGAAUAUUCCCUGGGAAUUCCACAGUCUCAUGGCAGGACCCCUGGGAGCACCCAUGGGGGUCCCACAGCCCUUGGGAAGGCCCCUAAGGGCGCCACCGAACCUGGCAGGGCCCCUGGGGACACUACAGCCCCUGGGAUGGGCUCUGGUGGGCCACAGCCCUGA